Messenger RNA from Zymoseptoria tritici IPO323, 1603 nucleotides. RefSeq lists its product as uncharacterized. Lineage: Eukaryota; Fungi; Ascomycota; Dothideomycetes; Mycosphaerellales; Mycosphaerellaceae. The record is from RefSeq and is a predicted model, not a curated record. Gene Ontology annotation, cellular component: cytosol. Bases 133 to 1515 code for a protein of 460 amino acids. The transcript has 4 exons. Gene Ontology annotation, molecular function: L-glutamate dehydrogenase (NADP+) activity.
UCCACGCCAUCUUCUUCCCCCACCUCAACAGGAAGCACAACAAAGCGCUACCAGCAUAACAUCACCUUUUGCAGAAUCCCCUACCGCACCAACCACAAACCCACCACCAAACCCACCUCACCCACCACAAUCAUGUCCAACCUCCCCUCCGAACCCGAAUUCGAGCAAGCCUACAAAGAACUCGCCUCCACCCUCGAAAACUCCACCCUCUUCGAAAAGAACCCCGAGUACAAAAAAGCCCUCGAGGUCUCCGCCAUCCCGGAACGCGUGAUUCAAUUCCGCGUCACUUGGGAGAACGACAAGGGCGAAUGUCAGGUCAACCGAGGAUAUCGCGUGCAGUUCAACAGUGCGCUGGGACCGUAUAAGGGAGGAUUGAGGUUUCAUCCGAGUGUCAAUCUCAGUAUUUUGAAGUUUUUGGGGUUUGAGCAGAUUUUUAAGAAUGCUUUGACGGGAUUGAGCAUGGGAGGCGGUAAAGGUGGUGCCGACUUCGACCCCAAAGGCAAAUCCGACAAUGAGAUCCGCAAGUUCUGCGUGGCUUUCAUGCGUGAAUUGAACAAGCACAUUGGCGCCGACACCGAUGUCCCAGCUGGAGACAUUGGAGUCUCUCCCCGUGAAAUCGGAUGGAUGUUUGGCGCUUACCGCGCGGAGAAGAACAAGUGGGAGGGUGUCCUGACCGGCAAGGGAGGAAACUGGGGUGGUUCUCUCAUUCGUCCUGAAGCCACUGGAUACGGCUUGGUAUACUACGUCCAACACAUGAUCCAAUACGCCUCCUCCGGCAAACAAUCCUUCCAAGGAAAACGCGUCGCAAUCUCCGGCUCCGGCAACGUCGCCCAAUACGCCGCCCUCAAAGCCAUCGAACUCGGCGCCACCAUCGUCUCCCUCUCCGACUCCAAAGGCGCCAUCAUCGCCAAAGGAGACGCGGGCAUCACCCCCGAGGUGGUCAACUACAUCGCCGCCCUGAAAGUCAAGAGGAAGAGUCUGACCGAGCUGUCCGAGAGUGCGGAAUACAAGGAUAAAUUCGAGUACAUUGACGGCGCAAGGCCGUGGGUGCAUGUCGGGCAAGUGGAUGUCGCCCUGCCGUGUGCCACGCAGAAUGAGAUUAGUGGAGAGGAGGCCCAGGCGUUGGUGGAUGCGGGGUGUAGGUUUACGGCGGAGGGGAGUAAUAUGGGCAGCACGCAGGAGGCUAUCGACGUUUUCGAGAAAGUGAGGAAGGAGAAGAAGGCCGAGGGAAUCUGGUAUGGACCUGGCAAAGCAGCCAACGCCGGCGGCGUCGCCGUCUCCGGGCUCGAAAUGGCGCAAAACUCGGCGCGGCUGAAGUGGACAUCGGAAGAAGUCGACGAGAAAUUAAAGGGGAUCAUGGAGGCUUGUUUCCAGAAUUGUCUCGAGACGGCCAAGGAGUUUGUCCCCGUGGGUGAGGACGGGGAGUUGCCGAGUCUGGUGGCGGGGGCGAAUAUUGCGGGUUUCUCGAAGGUGGCGCAGGCGAUGCGGGAUCAGGGGGAUUGGUGGGCGAAUUGAGAUGGGGGGUUGGGAUUGAGGGGAGGGGGCAAGACUGACAGUAUACUUACGGUAUACCCUAGAAACGCAUGAACGAAUUGAGACGACG